Daucus carota subsp. sativus is the source of this 1958-nucleotide messenger RNA. RefSeq lists its product as uncharacterized. Lineage: Eukaryota; Viridiplantae; Streptophyta; Magnoliopsida; Apiales; Apiaceae. The record is from RefSeq and is a predicted model, not a curated record. Gene Ontology annotation, molecular function: ubiquitin protein ligase activity. The coding region runs from base 272 to 1693 and encodes 473 amino acids. The transcript has 8 exons.
CUGAAUGGAUCUGCAUAAAUUGAUGACGGUGAGAGAGAGCCCACACAGUCCCACACUCACAUAAUUUAUUAGGAGUAAUAAUAUAUAUCACCGUCUUGCUCUUCAAAGAACUAGACUACAUAUCAAUUUCAAUUUCUUUCUGUUUCUUUUAGCUCUUAUCUAAAAAUCAAAUCAUGUCAUGUAUGUAACUUAACAGACCCUGCCAGACUCGUUGAUUCAUCAGGUUAAUAUUCAGAAAUAAGUUAUUCAGAUCUCGUUGAUUGCUGUAGUUAUGGGGCAUAGACAUGAAGUUAAUACAUCUCAAAUGUUUGAAACUGAUAGUAAUCAUGGCUGGCAAUAUACAGAUGAUUCUUAUGCGCACUUCGCUUUGGCUGGUGGUACUGCAAAUGAAUCUCUUCUUCAUCCUGCAGAGAAUAUGUUGACAGACAAUCCAAAUUUCUUUCCCCCCUGGAUUCCUUCUUCAGGUUUAGAUAGAUAUCAUCCCUCAAGUCACACUGUUGAAGGGCCAAGUCACCAGCCAACCUCUUUUGGGCCCUCCCGUGAUCCAUAUCCACAUUCUUUUGCUUCUGGAAGCUUCUUUAUGGUCUCUGAAAAUCAUGGUCAUCAUACAUCUAAUCAUAGUGGACAAAUGUUUCAUGAGGGAGGAAGUACAAGUAGUUAUGGUGUAAGCUCAUUUGAUCUCUCCGUGUCUUCUGAGUUGAGGCGUGACAAACCAAAUGUAGAGCUCCAUCAUACUCCAUGGGAUAAUUUUACUUUCAGACCUAUAUGUACCGGAAAUAGUGUCACUACAAGUGAUGAAGAUUCUUUCACGAAUGUGAGAAGCGGGGCUGACCUUGUCUUGGGAACAAGCCUAGCCAGAACCCAUUUAUCAAACAACCCUUCCCAGCACUCUAUGUCAUCAGAACAAUUUGGUCAGAAUUCUGCUACUCCAGCAACGGAAUGGAACCAGACCAUUAUAUCUACUGCUCCUCAUGACACUACUAUAUUCAACCGCGAAACAAAUCGCUAUGUCAUGGAAGGCGGUUAUCCUAGUGCUCCACCUCACACUGGUGGAUAUGAUAUUGAUCUUGUAGCGCACAGAAAUACUGGGACUCCAGUUCCUCAACAGAGGCAAGGUACUCUACCUCAGCCUGUGCAAGGAAACCAAACCAGCUUCACUCACCAAUCUAUCCCAGCAUUUAGAUAUGCAAGGCCAUCUCCGGAUGAAGGAUGGCAUAACAGUAAUCAGAAUGGACAGACAAGGUUCUUGAGUGAAAGACGCCGACCACUAUCUUCUGAGGGUGGUUUCUACAAUCGAUUCGCACAGGGGCUUGCACUUGCGGAUCAGUCGAGGCUGUAUGGAUCUAGAACUUCUCUUGAUCAACAUAGGGACAUGAGACUCGACGUAGAUGAGAUGAGCUAUGAGGAACUUCUUGCUCUAGGGGAAAGAAUUGGGAGUGUAAACACGGGUUUGUCUGAGGAUUUGAUCAGGAUGUGUGUGACACAGUCUAUCUACUGUUCUUCGGACAUAACAGAAGAGGAAGGAAGCUGUGCAAUAUGUCUGGAAGAAUAUAAGAAUAUGGAUGAUGUUGGGAUGCUUAAAGCUUGUCUCCAUAACUUCCAUGUCGGUUGCAUCAGAAAAUGGUUGUUGCUAAAGAACAUCUGUCCAAUCUGCAAAUCUUCAGUGGUCGCUGAUCGUGUGAAGGAUAAAUAAAUUAUCUAGUAAAGUGCUUUUAUCUGAUGUGAUUAUAAAGAAUUUCCUCAAAAUUGAAGGAAUUUGGGUCCUGUUUACUCAGCUUUGUGUACUGUAAAUAUGGAGCGAACAGGUCCUUAUUUAGUCGAUCUAAAAGGUGCUGUGGCAAUUAGUUCCUCAAGCAAUAUAUAUAUAUAUAUAUAUAUGUUCAAGCUUGUUGGAAAAUCUGCCAUAUAUAUGUUUUAUGUUGGUUCACCUUGUUCUGUCGUAUAAAAUUAUUUUCUAA